Molecule: messenger RNA, 1182 nt
Organism: Megalops cyprinoides (Indo-Pacific tarpon)
Lineage: Eukaryota; Metazoa; Chordata; Actinopteri; Elopiformes; Megalopidae
Product: sorting nexin-6
Exons: 13
Coding region: 1-1182 (393 amino acids)
Molecular function (GO): phosphatidylinositol binding
Source: RefSeq, a predicted model, not a curated record
AUGAAUCAAGCUGUGUGCAAAGUGGUUCUGGAACUGACUGGAAGCCGUUGGUUUCAGGAGGAAGUGACUGAAGUUGCGAGACCUGGUCUGGACAUUAGUGUUUCCAGUAUCAGGGUGACUGAGGCUGUGAAAAAUGGGGACUCCCUGGUUUUUGUAGUGAAAUCUGAAGAGUUGUCCAGCAGCCAGGGGCAUCAUGUUGAAAGGACAUUUGAGGACUUUGAGUGGCUGCAGCACUGCCUGUAUACGCAGGAAGAGGUCCCAGGGCUGCAGGGGAUCAUAUUUCCACCUCUGCCUGCAAAACCUGUUACGUCUCAAUCAAACUCACAGGCAAAAGUCCUUAAACAGCUUGGCUUCUUGGCAAUGGGAGAGGACUGGAAAACCUACUGCAAGGCCAUGCAGAAGUACCUCCAGCUGGUGGCAGCACACUCCAUGCUCAGCAAGAACAAAGCACUGCUGGCUUUCCUCACGGACAGAGAGCCACCUGAGAGGCAGCGUGUUAGAAAAGGGCUCUUCAAUCGCCUCAGCCAGGCUGUGGAGGAGAAGAGAAAGGAGAACCACAAGGACAUUGAUGAUUUUUUUCAGAAUGAGAGGGAUGACAACUUGACUAUCACAGGAUUUACCAGGGCUGCAACAGAGAAAUUCCUUGAUAUGGUUCUGACUGAACAGAAAAUAGCUGUGGCGUGUGGACACUUUUCUGCUUCCUUGAACCUGGGUGUUGGGCAAGAAGAAGACCCUGCUCUUGUGGCCUUUUCAAAGAUAUGUCUGAAACUGUCUGAAAUUUUUGAUACAGUCAAGACAAAUGUUGAACGUAUUGCUGAGAAUGACAUGAACACGCUUGGCUUGGCCCUGGACCUGGAUCUCCGUUAUCAAGAAGCAGAGAAGGAAAUGCUAUUCCAGAGGACCUGCAAACUGGUGGAGUUGGAGAAUGCCAAUAAAAACGUGGAGAAAGCCAAGCCAGUAAAGAAAACAACAAUGGAGGAAAUCAAAAAGGCUGUUGAAAAAGAAUUUGAUCACAUUUCUGCAGUGGCUAAGACAGAGAUUGAGAGGUUUCAUGCUAUGCGUGUGGAGGCAUUCCAGCAGUCACUGACAGAGUGGUGUGAGAGUCAGCUCACUACCACCAAGGAGAGCGCUGCCCUCCUCGCCCAGCACCUUGCUGCCUUCAGGCAGCUGGCUGCUGAGUAG